Messenger RNA from Scomber japonicus (chub mackerel), 1853 nucleotides. RefSeq names its product multiple coagulation factor deficiency 2, ER cargo receptor complex subunit (gene mcfd2). The transcript is spliced from 4 exons. Bases 76 to 546 code for a protein of 156 amino acids. NCBI's taxonomy places the organism in Eukaryota, Metazoa, Chordata, Actinopteri, Scombriformes, Scombridae. Gene Ontology annotation, molecular function: calcium ion binding. The record is from RefSeq and is a predicted model, not a curated record.
AGCUCGGAGCGUUCAUUGUUGCCUGCAAACAAACAGCAUAACUGUCCGCGGACUCAGGUGAAGAUACAAACUGUUAUGAAAAUGAGGAUCAGCAGUUGUGGCGUGCUCCUUCUCCUAUCCUGCUGUCUGCUCGGUGUUCACUCUCAAGCAGAUCCGCAGCAGCAGCAGCAGCAGCAACCUGUCAUAGAGAGUGGAGCUACCAUAGACGGCCAUGGUCACGGUCGCCUUGACAAGAACAUGAUCCAGGACAAAGACCACAUCAUGGAGCAUUUGGAGGGAGUGAUUGACACACCGGAGAAAGAAAUGUCGCCACAGGAACUUCAGCUGCACUAUUUCAAAAUGCACGAUUAUGAUGGUAACAACCUGCUGGACGGGCUGGAGUUAGCCACGGCCAUCACACAUGUACACAGAGAGGAGAGAGGAGAGAACAGCCAGCCAAUGAGAGAAGAAGAUCUUAUCAAUCUCAUCGAUGAUGUUCUGAAAGACGACGACAAAAACAACGACGGUUACAUAGACUACGCAGAAUUCGCCAAAUCACUGGAGUAGAGUGUCACCGCCUCUGACCUCCAGUUUCUUCAUGAUCCAACAAAAAAAACACACAGACAGGAACCUGCAGAGAAUGUCAGCGAGCGCACAUGGUGUCAAAGUGAUACCACAAUCAGUCCCUUUUCUCAGACAGGGUUGUAGGUCAUACAUGUAGUUUCAUUUUUUUCCAGGAUGGUAGCUGUGAAACUGGUUCUGCCAGUAAUUUAAAUAAAAACAACAAAAGGAUGAUGACUAAUUAUCCUUUUUUUUUUAUCCAUUUUUAUUUUAAAGGGUCAGUUCAUCCAAAUUACUGACAAUCACUCUGACAAACUCUUUAGUAGCUCUCUAGUAGCAUCUAACCUUUGCUAUACAGUAUACAUUCAGUUCUAUUCUGCUGUGGAAACUUUUGUCAUUUGCAUGAACUGACCCUUUUUUUUUUUUUCAAAGCAGGAUUACUAUACUGUGUGUUCUGCUUGGAGUGGUGCCACACUUCAUCAUCACUUUAAAUGGACUACUAUUUCCAUUCCAAACCCUGAACAGCAUACAUACUUUAACAUUAUCUAGCACACCAAAUGUGGACCAAAUGAUUCCUUCUGUGAAUCCAUUUUGUUUUGAGACAAAGCGCUUGUCCUCAUCACAUGACCUCAGAAAGUGGCCUUGAUUUGCUCAGAUGUACAAUAUAUAGUCUAAGUUUGUAGUGUUUGUAGAGAGUAGAGAACUUCGAAGUUAAGGAAGGAAGCAAGCAGAAGCGCACAGUACUGAAAGCUGCCAGCAGAGGCUCCGCGCAGCACUGUAGAGCGGCACAUACUGCCUCUUCUACACAUGCUGUCGUCUUAAUGAAGAUGGUCAAACCCACAUGAGCCAAUCACAGUUCUCGCUGCUGUCGUCGGGCAGCCUCUGUCGUCACAGAGUGAAUGUAAAGCGGCCCCGUACUCUGCGACGCUGACUCUUUAUCACUGGAUAAGCUAGACUUGAAGCACACUGGUUGAUGCCGCAGUUUUUAUUUAAAAACAAAAACAAAGGUGACUUCCUGUACUGCACUUACACUUAUUAACAAACGCUUCAGAUAUUAGCUGCCUUUAAAAACAACAGAUCUGGAUGAGAAAUGUCAGGUCUAUGUGCAUCAAAGUUUGUUGAAUCCAUCUGUGAUUUCUUGUAAUGUACGAUUUUUUAUGGAUGAAUUCUAUAUAUUUUUUUGCCAUCCAGUAUUGAUUCUUCAAUCAAUUCAGGUUGUUGAAUGGAAAUAUUUAAAAAAGAAAAACUGAAUAGCAUAACAGAUGCAACUGUGUUGUUUCUGGAAUGUGAAAUAUUAAAAUCUGUAAUCUACA